This is a messenger RNA of Ilex paraguariensis (yerba mate), 1901 nucleotides long. The record is from the annotation of a GenBank genome assembly. NCBI's taxonomy places the organism in Eukaryota, Viridiplantae, Streptophyta, Magnoliopsida, Aquifoliales, Aquifoliaceae.
AAUUCAGGUAUCUGGUGCAAACCUAGUAGUGAGAAUUUCACUCAGUGUAUUGACAGGCCGAAAAGUCAUAGGAAGCUGGAUGCAAAGACAAAUGGUUACAUCCUGAUAAACGCGAAUGGUGGCUUGAAUCAGAUGAGAUUUGGGAUCUGUGAUAUGGUCGCUGUUGCUAAAAUCAUGAAGGCGACUCUUGUCCUUCCAUCUCUUGAUCACACUUCCUACUGGGCUGAUGAGAGUGGCUUCAAAGAUCUGUUUGAUUGGCAGAACUUCAUUGAGACUCUGAAAGAUGACAUCCACAUAGUUGAAACAUUACCCCUUGGCUAUGCUGGAAUUGAACCUUACACAAAAACACCAAUAUCUUGGUCUAAGGGAGGUGUAUGCCAAAGACGAGGUACUGUUGUGAGAGGCCUCAGGGCGGGGGGAGAUGGGUUCCUCAGAGCCAACAGGGGAGUGGAUACGGUUAGCUAUUAUAAGUCAGAGGUUCUCCCUCUUCUGAAGCAGCACAAAGUAAUAUAUUUGACCCACACUGAUUCCCGACUUGCCAACAACGAUCUCCGCACUUCCAUACAGAAGCUAAGGUGCCGUGUGAAUUACAGGGCACUAAAAUACUCGACAUCAAUAGAAGAACUGGCAAAAGUCUUGGUUUCAAGAUUGCGACAAAACAGUAGCCCUUAUAUUGCUCUUCAUUUGAGGUAUGAGAAGGAUAUGCUCGCUUUCACGGGCUGCAGUCAUAAUUUGACUGCAGUGGAAGAUGAUGAGCUGCGUAGGAUGCGGUAUGAGGUCAGCCAUUGGAAGGAAAAAGAGAUUGAUGGGUCAGAGAGAAGGCAGCUUGGUGGCUGCCCAUUGACCCCAAGGGAAACUGCUCUUUUGCUUAAAGGGCUGGGUUUCCCAUCCAACACAAGGAUUUACCUGGUUGCUGGUGCAGCUUAUGGAACUGGGACUAUGCAACAUCUCACAGAAAGUUUCCCAAAUAUCUUCUCCCAUUCAAUUCUUGCCACAGAACAAGAACUAAAUCCUUUCAGGAAUCACCAGAACAUGCUGGCCGGUCUGGACUAUGUUGUUGCCCUUCGUAGUGAUGUUUUCGUUUAUACCUAUGAUGGUAAUAUGGCAAAGGCAGUUCAAGGUCAUAGACGCUUUGAGAACUUCAAGAAAACUAUCAAUCCGGACAGGAUGAAUUUUGUAAAACUAGUUGAUGAAUUUGAUGAAGGAAGAAUUUCUUGGAAGAAAUUUAGUUCUAAAGUGAAGAAGCUUCAUAAAGAUCGAGUUGGAGCUCCAUAUAUGAGGGAACCUGGUGAAUUUCCAAAGCUUGAAGAGAGUUUUUAUGCAAACCCCUUUCCUGGAUGUAUUUGUGAAAGAUCAAAUGAGAAAUAGAGGUGGAUCAUAAAGGUUUUUGCGAUUUUUUUGUGAGUUCAGCUGCUAGAGAAAAAACUCUUGAAGAAUUUGUUGCCAUUGCUUUACACGGUCCCUCAGGAAGUAGCAGGGUUAAACCUUCACCAGGGAAAUUAACUACAUCACUUUGAAAACAAGUCAGGUUGGAGGGGCGCAUACUCAGUUCUGUAGUACCUAUACGAUGAAGUUCUGUAAUUGCAGCUUCAUUCAGGGUACACUGCAGAGAAGAGAAUCUUACUACACUUACAGUGAUCCAUCGAGAAAGUAGUUCACUUCAUCAAUCGGACAUCUUUCCAUUGGAUUAUAUUUUACAAGGUAGGUUGUUUUGAGGCUGUUUACUAACUGAUGAAUUACGAGAGGGUGACACAGAAAGUAGUGUGUUACUUUCAAAUAUCAGUUACACGAAAGUGAUAUUAUAUGGUGCAAAUGGAGCAUUUUAUUGUCGAUGGAUGUACAACAUUCUCAACGGAAAAUUGUCAGUAAGAUCUGCAUUAGGAUAGAAACCAAUGGUCCAG